UUUUUAAGCCACCAACACGGUGCCACCUAGAACGAGGGCCUCUCUUUUGAGGGUCUUCGCUAAAUUCUGGAGCCCGCCGCUGCUUUGUCCCAACUCCACAAACAUCCCUCCUCCUCCUUUCCACCACCACUCCCCCCCCCCCGUGGGCGGUUGGUACAUCCCACUGUAACACCCGGAGCUUAAAAGGGGAGCGCGGGGCUGGAAGUCAUCGAGUUGGUAGGUUGGGCGAGGGUCUUUCUUUUUCAGCUCUUGCAAUCGAACCCAUUCCAUUCGUCCCCUAUCCUGCGCUUUGGGCUUUUGUCUGCAUUGGGUUUUCCCACCGUAUUGAUUUUAGACUGUUGUUUGCUUGCUUGUUUGCCUGCUUCCUAGCUAGCUGGGCUGGGGGAGGGGGCGUUUCGGGUCCUUUCCCCUCCCCCACACACCGGCUUCUGUCCUAUACCUCCUUGCUGGCCGCAGGCGGCUGCCGCUACUAUAGAAGACCUUCCCGGCUGGCUAGAGAGCGGAGGGACGGGAUGGAGCACACCGAGGUUCUAAAGCCGCGGACCCUGGAAGAGCUAAUCCGGAUCCUGCACGAAAUCUUCUCCGGGGACAGCAUCAACGUAGAAGAGGUGCAGUCCAUCAUGGAAGCUUAUGAGAGCAAUCCGACGGAAUGGGCAGCGUACGCGAAAUUCGACCAGUACAGGUACACUCGAAAUCUUGUGGAUCAAGGAAAUGGAAAGUUUAACCUGAUGAUUCUGUGCUGGGGCGAAGGACAUGGAAGCAGUAUCCAUGAUCAUACAGACUCCCACUGCUUUCUGAAGAUGCUGCAAGGAAACCUCAAGGAGACACUCUUUGCAUGGCCUGAUAAGAAAUCCAAUGAGAUGAUGAAGAAAUCUGAAAGAAUCUUGAGGGAAAACCAGUGUGCCUACAUCAAUGAUUCUAUUGGUCUACAUCGAGUGGAGAACAUAAGUCACACAGAACCUGCUGUUAGCCUUCAUUUGUAUAGUCCACCUUUUGACACUUGCCAUGCCUUUGACCAAAGAACAGGACAUAAGAAUAAAGUCACAAUGACAUUUUAUAGCAAAUUUGGAGCAAGGACUCCAUUUGCAACUUCAAGUUCAUUGGAGAACAACUAAAGAGAUCCAGUCACUAGAGUUUUUUCCCCAUUUUUUUUUCUUUUUUCUUUUCAAAGUAUGUGAAAAAUCUUUAAUUGUGGACAAAGACCCUCCAAUCAUUGCUAUUCUAUAGUAUUUUGAAUAAGAUGCUUAGGAAUGUGUUAGGAGAGACUACUGACUGCUGGUAGUUACCUUGAAUGGAUGCUAAUGAUGGGACUAACUGAAUGAACAAUUCCAUGAGAUACUAGAGAGGAGAAAUUCUGUUUUUAUGGUCUUUAUAUUUGAAAGACAGCAUCAGAUGCUCUCUUAGGUGUUUCUCUCUCAUCCUCCUGGUUCCCUACUAGAAAAGACAAUGAAUUCAUUUUGACAGUUUUUGUACAUCAUAAUUAGCAAUAAAAACAAGCCUAAGACUUCAUAACUCUACUUUUGUUUAUCCUGAGAAUUAAGUAUACAGAUUUUUAUCAUACUUUAUAUUCUCUAAGAUGCAUUCAAAAGAAUUGUUUUUAAAUCUAGAUUUUGUUGGGUUUCCAUCUUCACAAAUUCCUUUGCUGUGUAUAAGUCACUGUGUACAGAAUAUCUUGGGCCUCGUGAAAUGAAGGGCAAGGACAUAAUGGGAGUGAACAGCAAAAAAGAAACUACGAAUGUGUUUUAAUGUGACCAAAUGCCCAUGUAAACUCCUUUUUGUAUUGCUAUGAAAAUUGUCAGGUUAACUUGAAUAAAACUGAAUUUGAACAUA
This is a messenger RNA of Gracilinanus agilis (Agile Gracile Mouse Opossum), 1830 nucleotides long. RefSeq names its product cysteine dioxygenase type 1 (gene CDO1). Gene Ontology annotation, biological process: L-cysteine catabolic process. The record is from RefSeq and is a predicted model, not a curated record. The transcript is spliced from 5 exons. Gene Ontology annotation, molecular function: ferrous iron binding; cysteine dioxygenase activity. Lineage: Eukaryota; Metazoa; Chordata; Mammalia; Didelphimorphia; Didelphidae. Bases 513 to 1115 code for a protein of 200 amino acids.